UUCAGCAGACAGCCAUCAAAAUAGCUUCCGUUUUCUGAAGAUGCCUCUGAAAUGUCCGCCAUUUUAGCUCAGCAUUCAAAACUCAAAAGUUUUUCGGGGGGGAGAAAGAUGUUAAUUCGAACUAGCUGUCAUUCUGGAACAACCGUGUCAAAUUUGACAAUUUAUAAUAUAAUUUGAUAAGCCUUGUAUGCAAAAUGCCAAAAUAGCUUUAAGAUUGAUGGAAAUUGUGAUCUUACUGAACAGGUCUUCAUUUGAAUAAAGCCCAUUCAGCAGAAUUACGAUAAUUUUUUUUCUUUUGAUUCUCUCGAAUCAUCAAUCACAUAUUCUACAUUUCCCCUCCUGCUAAAGUUGGGAUCGAAGAAAGACGUCUGUCUUCAACUGGGAGGUAGCUCAUUGCGAUAUAAACUAUUUAUAUAAUCGCAAUGGCAGACAAAGCAAGCGGCGACAAAGCAGGAGAGAAGAAUUUCUUUGCACGGACAGCAAAAAACACAACUAAAAGAGCCAAACGAGCACAGGAAAAGGUUAAAAGAAAGCUCGGAAAAUCUGAUGAGACCAAAGAUGAAAUAUUCGAUCGUUUUGUCGAUAACUUUAACAAACAACAGGAUGCAGUGCAACGGUUGCAAAAAGAACUCAAGAAUUAUAUAAACUGUCUAAAAGCAAUGCUGAAUGCAAACCAACUAUUUGGAGAAGCUGUCAAGCAGGUUUACGAGCCUGAUUGGUCAGGUCGGGAAAAGUUUGUCAAACUAUUGGAUACAUUGGACCACAGUUGGACAAACUUGGUGCAGCAACUUCAAGAUGAAGUUUUGGAGCCACUGACGUCCUAUCAAGUACAGUUCCCCGAAACAAAAAUUCGUAUUGCUAAACGAAGUCGCAAAGUGGUUGACUAUGACAGGCAUCGACAUCAUUUGGAGACCCUAAAAGUCAAAGGUGGAAAGACUGGUGAACCUAAGAAAUUAUCUCAGGCAGAAGAAGACUACAAUCAAGCGAAAAACGCUUAUUUACAGCUUCAUUCAGACCUGUACGAGGAGCUGCCAGCAUUAUAUGACAGUCGCAUAUCCAUCUAUGUAUCGUCAUUUCAAAGUAUUUUCACUGCUGAAGGAGUUUUCCAUCGAGAAACUUCAAAGAUCAAAACUGAAAUGAAUGACUUGCUGGACGUUUUGGCGAAGGAAACAUCAGCAGGAGCCUACUCUACACGACGCCCUCUCAGUGGAAUUAGCAAUAUAUCUUCCGAUGGUGACAGCUCCCCUGAAAACUUUGUUAAAUGCGAUCAGAAUGAUGGCAAAGCGGCGAAAGAAGAUAACACGGAUGAAAAUUCUGAAAAUGAAACGUCAGAAAAUGGAGAAGCUAACGAUGAGAUAGACAAAGUACCACCAGACAGGUCUCCGGCGGAAGUCGAAACAAAAAAUGAUAUCCCCCCACCGCGACCUCCGGCGGUUAAAACAAAGCCUGUGGAAAGGCCUCCAUCACCAAACAUUCCAGAGGUUGUUGACACACCUGAAUCUAUCCAAAACGAAGAGAAAACUGAGUCAACUGAUACUACAAAGGUUGAAGACACUUCUGAGAUUGAAACGGGGGUUACAAGUGAAAAAGAUAACGGCGAACAUAAUGACGGGGCAAAAGAUGAUGGCGCGAAAGAUGACGGCGAAAAGAAUGACAGCGAAAAAGAAGACGGCGCAAAAGAUGAUGGCCCUAGAAAUGACGGGAAAACAGAUGACGGCGAGAAAGAAAAGGAUGUCGAAGAAAAACAAACCGACGUUGACUUAUCCCGGGUGCUUUACAAAGUCGAGGCCACUCAUCCCUACACUGGAGAAGAUGACGAUGAGUUGACAUUCGAGAAGGGAGAUGUUAUUCAAGUUAUCCCGUACACUGAAAACGAUGAUCCGGAUGAGGGGUGGUUAUUGGGUGUUCUAGAGAGUACGAGAGUUAAAGGCGUUUUUCCUGAGAACUUUACGAAGAGAGUGGAAGAGUAAACCAUGAAAUAGUUUCUGGCGUAUUUUAAAAGGGAAGUUCUCGGGUGGAAGAAGUCCUGUUUCAAAGAUCAAAUCUUCAAUGUUUAUAACGAAAACAAUGUAAUUGUAAGUGAUUAAGUUAUACCUGUGAUUCUGGAUUCCAUUUUGUUUUUCCUUUGAAGGAACGUGAUGAGGGUAAGCAAUGCUUGAAAUUUAUAAUCAUACUUAUAAAACUAAUAUUCAUCUAAAGCGAGGUGGAUGUCUGCUCCAGAUGAAGCCGAGGUUCUUUUUCAGUGAUAUUCAGUCAAUUCUAUUUGAGAAUCGAACCAUUCUUAAGUAGGGUCUAUAAUUACAAAAGAUGCAUGCUUUUUACAACUAAAAAUGUCAGUGUGUUAUUUAUUCUAAAAUCUUGUUUUCGUUCUGUGGCGUUUUGUAACGAUGUGGUGUAUAUCGGCUUGAAUCUGGACCAAAAACAUGCACUCAAUUAACUGAUUUAGUAUGUGUGAAUAAAAUAUAAUUAUAUAGAUUUCUUAUUUAGUAAAGAUGGCAAACUUUGAGUCAGAUAACACGAUAGAGUUACAUAGGAUGUACAUAAAUCUUCUUUAUUGUAGCGGUGAAUCUGACAUUCCUGAAAGUAACCGACAUAAUUGUAAACAUGCUGGUCGUGUUAACUUAAAUGGUUAUUACAGUAGGGGAAAAGUUUUUGUCACUUAGAGAUACUUCAUGAGAAACUACAUGUGAUCGUUUAGUUAUACCAGGUCUCCCCCAAGAAGUAACCUCUUUAAAUCAGACAUUUGUUUGCGAACAUGUCUAUAGUUAUACCUUCGGAGAUUUACUAGAGCUUUCAACACGAAUGUAGCAAUACAAAAAAGUCAAAUCACAAACUCUUCGUACAGAGCAAUGGAUAUUUGUCUUCUAUAGGAGAAAAACAUUACUUUUUUUGUGUGUGAAAUCUUUAUUUUCGCAGUGUUAUAUGUUACUUGGCCGAUCGGGAAGUUACAGUAAUUCUAAUAUUCACUUUGAGUUUCAAGAAGUGUCACGGCGCACGUUCAAAACAAAGGUCUAUUUAUAACUGAGGGUACUUCAUUGGGAUACCCUGUAUUAUCGUCACUUAUAGCAUUUUACUUAGCUAUAAACUGUUUUAUUUAGUUGUUUUCCUUAACAAAUAAAAUUGAUUUAUGAAGACA
Dendronephthya gigantea is the source of this 3136-nucleotide messenger RNA. Its product is annotated as amphiphysin-like. Bases 423 to 1970 code for a protein of 515 amino acids. The transcript has 15 exons. Gene Ontology annotation, molecular function: phospholipid binding; protein binding. Gene Ontology annotation, cellular component: plasma membrane; cytoplasm. NCBI's taxonomy places the organism in Eukaryota, Metazoa, Cnidaria, Anthozoa, Malacalcyonacea, Nephtheidae. The record is from RefSeq and is a predicted model, not a curated record.